GGACUUGUUACUAUUAAAAGAGAAGAAGAGGAGGAGGAUGGAGAGGAGGAGAUUGGGGACAGAGAGGAGGAGGAGGAGGAGGAUGGAGAGGAGGAGGUUGGGGACAGAGAGGAGGAGGAUGGGGACAGGACCAACCCAGAAACAGGAGAGGGUGCCAGCUCAGACAAAGAGAGACCGUUCCUCUGCUCCCAGUGUGGUAAGCGGUUCACUGCACCAAGCAGCCUGAAGACUCACAUGCAGAGACACAGCGGAGAGAAACCCCACCAGUGCUCCUUCUGUGGGAAGCGCUUCCUACGAUCCACAGACCUGAAGAGACACCAGAUGAUCCACAAAGCAGUCACCUCGGACAGACCGUACCGCUGUUCGGAGUGCGGCAAGACGUUCACCUCGCCGACCAGCCUGAGGAUCCACCUGAAGAUCCACAGCGAAGACAAACCACACCAGUGUUCCGUCUGCGGGAAGCGUUUCCUGUGGCUGUGUGUUCUGAAGAGACACCAGGUGGUGCACAAAGCAGGAGAGAGCGCCACCUCGGACCCAGACAGCCCAGGGGAUCCCGAACAGGGGCAGAAGCCGUACCCGGACCCUAAAAGACUGCACCUCUGCUCAGAGUGUGGCAAGAGGUUCACCACAGCGCCUUUACUAAAGUCUCACAUGAAGUCUCACAGUGGGGAGAUACACCACCAGUGCUCCGUCUGUGGGAAGUGUUUCCUGCUGUUCCAGGACCUCAAGAGACACCAGGAGAUCCACAAAGGGGGCAACAACUCUGACGCAGACAGUCCAGGGGAACCAGAUCCGGAGAGACCGUUCCCCUGCUCUGUGUGUGGUAAGAGGUUCACCGCAGCCUUCAGGCUUAAGGCACACAUGAAGAUCCACAGCGGAGAGAAACCCCACCAGUGCUCCGUCUGUGGCAAGGCCUUCCUUCGACCCUACGACCUUAAAAGACACCUGGUGACCCAUAAAGGAGAGGGCACCAGCUCUGACCCUGACAGUCCAGGGGAUCCUGACCAGGAGCUGAAGCCAUAUUUCUGCUCCCAGUGCGGUAAGAGGUUCACUGCAGCCAGCAGCCUGAAGACACACACAAUGACGCACAGUGGAAAGAAACCCCACCAGUGCUCCGUCUGUGGGAAGUGUUUCCUGCGAUACCAGGACCUGAAGAGACACCAGGUGAUCCACAAAGGAGAGGGCGCCAGCACAGAAAAACCCCACCAGUGCUCUGUCUGCGAAGAGAGUUUCUUGAAGCUCGACGACUUGAACAUUCACGUGACGAUCCACACAGGAGAGAAGACCAAGCACAUCUGCCAACCAUGUGGGAAGACCUUCACUCUGCUGCAGGACCUAAAGACUCACCAGCGCACCCAUACGGGAGAGAAACCGUACCACUGCUCCAAGUGCCCAGAGAGCUUUGGCAACCUGUUGGAGUACAGGGAGCACAAGCAGACACACAAUAACAAGAAACCGUACCUUUGUGACCAAUGCGGCCAGACGUUCACCCACUUCUACACCCUCAAGACCCACCGGUCAAUCCACACAGGGGAGAACCUCCUCCACUGCUCCUACUGUGGGAGGGGCUUCACUCAGAAAACGUCCUUGGCGACCCACAUACUGAUCCACACCAAGGAAAAACCGCACCAGUGCUCUGUGUGUGGCCAACGUUUUGCCAGAAGCGAAAGCCUGAAGAAACACAAGAGGAUACACAUGGCAGAGGUCCGCCAUCACAUGUGCGAGUGCGGGAAGAGUUUCCCGGACAUGAAGAGGUUGGAGGUGCACGCGAGAAUGCACUACAAGAGCCUGGAAAAGAAGUACUGCUGCUCAUACUGCGGGAGAAUGUUCCUACGGGACGGGGAUCUAAAGAGUCACCAGAGAACACACACCGGAGAGAAACCCUUUGUCUGCGCCAUAUGCGGGAAAAGUUUCGCCCAAUCGGGGAACUUGAGAGUGCAUCAGAUCAAGCACACUAAAGAGAGACCGUACCCUUGUACUGUCUGUGAUAAGGGGUUCACCACCUCUGGGAGUCUGAAGGUGCACAUGAGACGGUUUCAUACAGGGGAGAAGCCGUACGUCUGUAGCCUGUGUGGGAAAGGGUUCAUUGUACCCAAAGCACUAAAGACACACCAACAGAAACAUAUGAAAGAGACUACCGUCUAGUUUGACGGGAGACGGGAAAAGACUGUCUUUCUGUGUGAUUCCUCGCUCCACUCUCCUCUCAACUGUCAUAGAGGAGAAGUUCAGAGGUCCCUCCUCUCUGACUUUAUUCUCCAUUUUGAGGGGGAGACGAAGAGGAAUCGGGGAAUGAUGAAUUGAGAAAUAGUCGAGGCCUGCUGCUGGUUUUACCUGCUGCUCCCAUUGAGGACAUGUUUUUUUUCAAAAUAAAAGUCCCCCCCCCCCCCCCCCUCUUACAUGCAUCCAUGUAAUAGGUGCUCUAAAUGUGCCAUUAGACAUCACUCACCAUGACAGAAUAGCUAGUGGUUAGUUUAGUGGUACUCUACAGAAACUCUGAGGUUGUAUCACCAAACUAGCCACUAGCUAGCUAUUCAGUCUGUAAGAUACUCUACAGAAACUCUGAGGUUGUAUCAUCAAACUAACCACUAGCUAUUCAGUCUGUAAGAUACAACCUCAAUAAAGUUUCUGUAGAGUAUCUUAAUGUCAGAUAUGAAUUGACAGGAUGAUAUGAUUAUGUAUGGCAUGAUAUGACACAAUAUGCAUUAUGACAAUAAUACAUUUAAACCUGACAUGAUGUCUCUACUCACCAUGACUGGUACCUAUUGACAUGAUGUCUCUCUCCACUCACCAUGACUGGUACCUAUUGACAUGAUGUCUCUCUCCACUCACCAUGACUGGUACCUAUUGACAUGAGGUCUCUACUCACCAUGACUGGUACCUAUUGACAUGAUGUCUCUCUCCACUCACCAUGACUGGUACCUAUUGACAUGAUGUCUCUCUCCACUCACCAUGACUGGUACCUAUUGACAUGAGGUCUCUACUCACCAUGACUGGUACCUAUUGACAUGAUGUCUCUCUCCACUCACCAUGACUGGUACCUAUUGGCAUGAUGUCUCUACUCACCAUGACUGGUACCUAUUGACAUGAUGUCUCUCUCCACUCACCAUGACUGGUACCUAUUGACAUGAUGUCUCUCUCCACUCACCAUGACUGGUACCUAUUGACAUGAGGUCUCUACUCACCAUGACUGGUACCUAUUGACAUGAUGUCUCUCUCCACUCACCAUGACUGGUACCUAUUGACAUGAUGUCUCUCUCCACUCACCAUGACUGGUACCUAUUGACAUGAUGUCUCUCUCUACUCACCAUGACUGGUACCUAUUGACAUGAUGUCUCUCUCCACUCACCAUGACUGGUACCUAUUGGCAUGAUGUCUCUACUCACCAUGACUGGUACCUAUUGACAUGAUGUCUCUCUCCACUCACCAUGACUGGUACCUAUUGACAUGAUGUCUCUACUCACCAUGACUGGUACCUAUUGACAUGAGGUCUCUACUCACCAUGACUGGUACCUAUUGGCAUGAUGUCUCUCUCCACUCACCAUGACUGGUACCUAUUGACACGAUGUCUCUACUCACCAUGACUGGUACCUAUUGGCAUGAUGUCUCUACUCACCAUGGCUGGUACCUAUUGGCAUGAUGUCUCUCUCCACUCACCAUGACUGGUACCUAUUGACACGAUGUCUCUACUCACCAUGACUGGUACCUAUUGGCAUGAUGUCUCUACUCACCAUGGCUGGUACCUAUUGGCAUGAUGUCUCUACUCACCAUGACUGGUACCUAUUGACAUGAUGUCUCUCUCCACUCACCAUGACUGGUACCUAUUGGCAUGAUGUCUCUCUCCACUCACCAUGACUGGUACCUAUUGACACGAUGUCUCUCUCCACUCACCAUGACUGGUACCUAUUGACAUGAGGUCUCUCUCUACUCACCAUGACUGGUACCUAUUGACAUGAUGUCUCUACUCACCAUGACUGGUACCUAUUGACAUGAGGUCUCUCUCUACUCACCAUGACUGGUACCUAUUGACAUGAUGUCUCUACUCACCAUGACUGGUACCUAUUGACACGAUGUCUCUCUCCACUCACCAUGACUGGUACCUAUUGGCAUGAUGUCUCUCUCCACUCACCAUGACUGGUACCUAUUGGCAUGAUGUCUCUCUCCACUCACCAUGACUGGUACCUAUUGACAUGAGGUCUCUACUCACCAUGACUGGUACCUAUCGACAUGAUGUCUCCACUCACCAUGACUGGUACCUAUUGACAUGAGGUCUCUCUCCACUCACCAUGACUGGUACCUAUUGACAUGAUGUCUCUCUCCACUCACCAUGACUGGUACCUAUUGACACGAUGUCUCUACUCACCAUGACUGAUACCUAUUGGCAUGAUGUCUCUACUCACCAUGACUGGUACCUAUUGACAUGAUGUCUCUCUCCACUCACCAUGACUGGUACCUAUUGGCAUGA
Molecule: messenger RNA, 4462 nt
Organism: Oncorhynchus mykiss (rainbow trout)
Lineage: Eukaryota; Metazoa; Chordata; Actinopteri; Salmoniformes; Salmonidae
Source: RefSeq, a predicted model, not a curated record